AUGGUUUGGACUCAGACAGCGCCAUCCACAUGAGUGAGGAAACGAGAAAGGCAACGAUGGCUCUCCCUCAUGCGAUCUUUUGGUCUGUUUUCAUGAACGGGAUGCUCGCCUUCAUCACAUGGUCUUUGUCUUGCUCAUUCGUAUGGGCAACAUAGAAGACUCCCUCGCCUCGAUUAGUCCUUUGCUAACCAUUCUGUACAAUGCCAUGGGCUCCAUAGGAAGAAAUACCGUCAUGAGCGUCGGUAUUUGGUUGUGGGGAUUUAUUUGCAAUUUCGCCAGCAUCGACACCGUGUGAAGUCUUAACGGUCGUGGGCCAAAGAUAGAGGAUUGCCAAAAUAUUUCGC
Molecule: messenger RNA, 344 nt
Organism: Pseudomassariella vexata
Lineage: Eukaryota; Fungi; Ascomycota; Sordariomycetes; Amphisphaeriales; Pseudomassariaceae
Exons: 2
Coding region: 119-295 (58 amino acids)
Source: RefSeq, a predicted model, not a curated record